AUGGCCGCCCGUAGUCCCAUUACGUGCCAUGUGCUCGAUUCGUCCUGCGGUCGUCCCGGUCGCAAUGUCCCCGUCAAGCUCGAGAUCCUCAACACUGCCGCCAACAACACCUGGGGCGGUCUUGCUACGGGUCUCACUGACUCUGACGGACGCGUGGGAACUCUUUUGGACCCCUCGCACCAGCUCGUUGCUGGCAUCUACCGAAUGACCUUCCAGACCAGCGACUACUGGGCCUCUGUCGGUGUCAUUGCCUACUUCCAUCCCUACGUCCAGAUCAUCUUCGAGGUCGCCCCUGGUGCCGAGAAGCAGCAUUACCAUAUCCCCUUGCUCCUCAGCCCAUUUUCUUACACCACCUACCGCGGAUCAUAG
Linnemannia hyalina is the source of this 369-nucleotide messenger RNA. The record is from the annotation of a GenBank genome assembly. NCBI's taxonomy places the organism in Eukaryota, Fungi, Mortierellomycota, Mortierellomycetes, Mortierellales, Mortierellaceae.